Molecule: messenger RNA, 1278 nt
Organism: Pneumocystis murina B123
Lineage: Eukaryota; Fungi; Ascomycota; Pneumocystomycetes; Pneumocystales; Pneumocystaceae
Exons: 7
Coding region: 1-1278 (425 amino acids)
Biological process (GO): pseudouridine synthesis
Molecular function (GO): RNA binding; pseudouridine synthase activity
Source: RefSeq, a predicted model, not a curated record
AUGUAUAAAAAAAUUAUUUUAAAGGUUGUUCAACUAGAUUUUAAUUUUAAUUCUUUAUAUAAGAAAUUUUAUCAGUUCCAUGGUUACUGCUCACAAAUGAGUUUGAAGCAUAGAAAGGAAGAAACAAGGAAAAAAUCUCAAUUAGAAUAUAAAUAUAAUCCUUUAGAAAAUGCAUGUUAUACGUUUGAUAAUGGUUUAAGAAAAGUUGUUCCUUAUUUUUUUAAUUUUAAAACGUAUGCUAAAGAAAGAUGGAGAGGACGUACUAUCUAUGACGUUUUUUCUAAAGAAUUUCGAGAUCGAACUCCCCAAUAUUAUGAACAAGAAAUUAAAAAUGGAAAUGUUAUCAUAAAUGGACGUAUUGCUACAUUUGAGCAGAUAAUAAAAAAUGGAGAUAUUAUAGAACAUCUUAGUCAUAGACAUGAACCUCCAGUUACUGAUAAGAAGAUUGAUAUUAUUUAUCAAGACGAUGAUAUUGUGGUAAUAAAUAAACCUCCUGGUAUUCCUGUUCAUCCUACUGGACGAUAUCGACAUAAUUCAAUUACACAUAUUAUGAUGGCAGAGAUGGGUUUUGACAGUCUUGCGCCGUGUAAUAGACUUGAUAGACUUGCAUCAGGAUUAAUGAUUUUGGCUCGUAAUGUACGUAUUGCAGAAGAAAUGCGUAAAAAAAUGCAUGAUAGGCGUAUUUUGAAAGAAUAUAUAUGUAAAGUUCGUGGUUUAUUUCCUGAAGGAGAGAUAGUAUGCACAGAACCACUUUUAACAGUAUCCCCAAAGUUAGGAUUAAAUAGAGUUCAUCCGGAUGGAAAGCCAUCUAAAUCCACUUUUAAAAUGCUAGGUUAUGAUGGAGAAAACAGUAUCGUUCAUUGUCGACCUUUAACUGGACGGACUCAUCAGCUUCGAGUUCAUCUACAAUGGUUAGGGAAGCCUAUAGUAAACGAUCCGGUUUAUUCGGAUAUAGGAAUUUGGGGAUAUGAUAUGAAAAAAAAUGACACUUUUACGUUUAAUGAUAAUGAAUUGUUUCCUUCACUGAUAAAAUCGAAGAAAAUAGAAGCAUCUUCUUGGUAUAUCAAUAAAAUAGAAGAAGCAGAGAGAUUGAGGGGGAAUAAACUUGAUGAACUUUUAACAGGUGAAGUAUGUGAUGUUUGCCAAGCACCUUUAUACUCCGAUCCUUCACAAAAUGACUUAAGAAUAUAUUUACAUGCUUGGAAGUAUAAAUCAGACGAUAAUUCAUGGAGUUUUGAAACGGAACUGCCAGAGUGGGCAAAUAUAGAUUUUAUAUAA